UCUAAGAGCUAAGGAGUAUAAUUUACCACUCAAAAAAGCAAACAUGUCUCAUUAUCUGAAACUAUUUCUUUGUGCUAAAACAUGUGUCAUAUUCGUUGCGUAACUAUUUUGUUUUUACGGAAUGUGUGUAUAUCAAUAUCACUAUAUCAGUAUCACUACUUUUGUCUAGGUUGCGGGCCAAUGCAAGUACUUUAAUUAAAGGAGGAACCAAGUAAAUCAAUGCCACCAGCCCACCACCACCAGUACAUGAAAAAGAUGAAGACGUAGAGGUCCACAGACCACAGCUAAUAGUAUAUAUUACAAUUUGAUGGUCAAACCAAUUUUUUAUGCAAGUACACUAAAAUAAUAAUUUAUUCAACAAAAACAAAAGAUGACAACCACCGCAGAAAUAGUGGAAAUGGACAGAAAGCUUUACAAUGUGGCGGUAAUAGGCGACAUACAAAGCUUCCUAAAUGCAAGAGACAUAGAAAGUGGCAGUGAGGAGUUUUUUCUGAGGCAAACCUUCCCUCAGAGAAACAACAUCCUUCACUUAGCAAUUCGGCAUUUUAAACACGAGUUCAUUAAAGUAGCAGUUUUGGAGGGGUUUUUAUCAAGAGCAGCAAUUGAUAAGCUAAUAUGUCAGGGCAACUGCGAAAGUAACACCCCUCUCCAUGUUGCUGCCGAGGUCGGACAUACCGACAUAUGCAAGCUACUCCUACAACAGACGGCUGAUAUGGCGGAGCCAUGGACGUUGCAGAAUGCAGACGGCAACACGCCACUGCAUGUUGCAGUUAUACAUGGCAAUGUUGAGUUUGCCGCGUUGAUGGUGGAACGACAUCCUCGCCUGGCUCGUGCUACCAAUAGUUCCCUAGAGACGCCUCUUCAUAUUGCAACUUACCGAGAUAUUGGUUAUGUGAAGGAAGGAGAAACCACUUCGCUUUAUCUUGGCUUGAUAAAAUUGUUGGUAGAGAAAGAAAGUUGUGUCACAUGUUGGCGCGAUGAAAAUGGCUUCACUCCUCUCCAUAGAGCAGCCUCAAUCACCUCAUACUACAAUCUAAAGAUUAUUAGACUCAUGCUUGAGCAUUGCCCAGAGUCUGCAGAGGUGCGUGAUAGUUCUGGCAAGACCAUCUUACAUCAUCUGAGAUGGAUACCUAGUUACGAUGAAGGUAUGGAACUCUUAAAUGUUCCCGUAAUAUAUGCCAUCAAAGAUUAUCAAGAUCAUCAAGGAAAUACACCGUUACAUAUGGCUGUAAGAAAUCAAAACCUUAAGCUGGUGCAAUAUCUAUUGCGUUUCCCCGCAAAAAUGAACAUCAAAAACAAGGAUGGCAUCUCAGCAUUAGAUUUGAUUGAAGAAGAAAUGCAGACGAGCAUGAAUAAAAGAGAAAUGACAUUGGAGGAAUGUAGAGCAUUGGAUGCGGGAAAUAUACCAUACUUAGACAAUCGAUUGCAGAAGCUUGGAAUGAACUUUUUAGGUUCACGAGAUUCAAGAUGGAGAAAUAUCCUUCAUAAGCUUAUGCACAUACACAGAGGAACUUUAAUAAAACAAACUGAAUUUGUUAGUUUCAUCGAACAAGUUCUCGGGAUGUUUCCAUAUCUUGUUUGUCAAAAAGACCUUAAUGGGGACACCCCAAUUCAUAUCCUUGUGAGAAAUCCUUAUGAUACCAUGAUUCGUCUUCCAACUUCCAGUACGCAGCAAAAAGAUUGUAAUCUCUCACCAUUGUCAACAUUAGACCUUUUGCCCAAGUUAUUAGAGUUAUGUCAUAAUAGUUUAACGAAUGAGAGAAGAGAAGCAGAGGCGGGUGAUUUGCAGGACUAUGAAUAUGACUGGGCAUGGUUGAUGCAAAACGAAGAUGGAAAUACUCCCUUACAUGAAGCACUCAUAGCAAAUAGUGAUAUAAGGGUUUUGGAAAGACUCUUAGAUAUGGAUAUACAAAUCACUGCUAAUUUACUCAACAAACGUAAUCAGACACCACUCCAUCUUCUAGCCGGACGUUCGUCAGGAUUGGAGCCACUAGAGAGCAAAACAAUAGAGUCGUUGGUGAACGCGAAUGAAGGAGCAGCGUUUUUGCUAGAUGAGGACACACUCACCCCCUUUCUGAAAGCUGUUAAAGUUGGUAACCUGGCUACAAUUACAACACUGAAUGAACUUUCUCCAGAAGCAACCAGAAUGGAAGAUUCCAAUGGUCAGACAUUGUGGCAUUUACUUGUAAAUCAACCUGAAUAUUUGACAUGGCGUCUUAUUCGAUCAUCACAACAACAAAAUUUGAAAUGUCUACUAGAUAUAAAGGAUUGGGAGGGAAAAACGCCAUUGCAUCUAGCGGUUGAAAGCCGACAAUUUAGACAUGCCAAAUAUUUUAUUGAAUAUGGUUCACCAUCGGACGAGCCAGAAGCUAGACAAAAAUGGAUGAGAGAAUAUCUAGAAUUAGAAACUAAGGAUGGUAUUACUUCUAGCGAUUUGAUAAGAUCCUCACCACAAGUUCCUGAUUAUUUUGAACAGUUCAUGAAGGAUGAACCUACGAUGAUAGGCAUUCGAAGUGUGUGGGAAGUUCCUACAACUCAAAUGAAUGAAUAUGCUGACACAAUGGGCGUAACAGCAGCACUUUUGGCAACAAUAACCUUCACGGCAGCAUUCACUGUUCCUGGUGGACAAGUCGAAGACAAAGGAACUCCGCUCCUCAUGAAAAAGGCAGCAUUUAAGAUAUUUCUGAUUUCAGACAUAUUGGCUAUGUGCUUAUCCAUGAUGGUCUUAUUUUGCCUCCUUUGGGUCGUGGCUUGUGCUGAGAAAGGCAAAGCCGUUGUGUUGAUGGAUUUCAGCAUAACAUUGCUCCUACUCUCAUUCUACGCAACUCUUGUCACUUUCAUGGCAGGUUUAUAUGCUACCAUCUUCCCUGUUAGUCCCUGGAUCGCGAUAAUCUCUUUAGCUUUAUGCUCUUUGCUUAUGUUUCUUAUGGACAAACGUAUUGUCAUGGACUGUAUGGUUCCAAUUGGGAGAUCUUUACUUCUUUUUAGUCAGAAGAUCUCGCGAUAUGUUCGAUCACCUACUUUAAUCUAUAACACCAUUAAGAAACAUUAGCGCAAGACAUUAUAGCAUGGUCCUUCCAUUCUUCAAUAGCAUGAUAACCACCCUUCCGCGGGUUUGUAGUAAUAAGUAUGAUGUAUGAUGUAUUGUUAUGGAAAUUUACUCUUCUAUUUGCUAGUAACCUUAUUUGAUUCUUCAACAAGUUAUCUCUUGUGGUAGCGUGUAACAAAGAUAUGUUGAGAUGUAUGAAAAUCCUUUAAUUUCAAUAUAGCAUAUGAAGAGAUCGGUAGUCUGGUGA
Beta vulgaris subsp. vulgaris (sugar beet) is the source of this 3296-nucleotide messenger RNA. RefSeq lists its product as uncharacterized. Gene Ontology annotation, cellular component: plasma membrane. Bases 371 to 3052 code for a protein of 893 amino acids. The transcript is spliced from 5 exons. Lineage: Eukaryota; Viridiplantae; Streptophyta; Magnoliopsida; Caryophyllales; Amaranthaceae. The record is from RefSeq and is a predicted model, not a curated record. Gene Ontology annotation, molecular function: protein phosphatase 1 binding; protein phosphatase regulator activity.